UGAACGAAUCGGACGGGCGAAGAAAGACACUCGCGCAGAACAGAUACAGAUACUUUUCAUAAUUCAGAUUUUUUCUCUGCGCGAUAUUUUAUUUAUUUACCCUGCUCUGUGUCCGGUUAUGUAAGGGGUGUGUGUGAGAGCUCGGUGGGUGUACUGCGACCAAGCUUAGUUGGCGGGUGACCGUGAUGCAAGUGGGGACUUGAGAAAGUCAAGGUCGCCACCGCUCCACGCCCGUUUCCGCGGCUAGCAGCGUUACUGCAGCGGGGCCAUGUAGGCGCGUCGGCCAAAACAGAAGCAGAAGUGAAAAUCCAAUUGUCGAAUUGAGCAGUGAAGCAAAUCGGAAAUCUAAAUGGAAAUGGACGGCUGGGGGGCAACCUGCCCCAAGGAGGCCAACGCCACGGCGGUCGUUGGGUGGCAAGAAACCCUUCUGGAUCUUUGGCUAGACCUCUAUCCCAGCUACCUGCACUACGUCGAGCUUUUCGCAAACGAGGGUGGCAGGGCUCACUUGGUGGGCCGGCAUUUCGUGGCCACUCUCGCGCAGGACCAGGUCUUCAUGGGUGUGCUUCAGGGCAGUCUGCUGCUGCUCUUCCUCUUCUUGAUGCACCAGCUUCGGCUGUGGAGCUGGGGCAGUGCGCCGGAAACCCCGCCCAAUGCAACGCCCGAUGUGGCCAAGGAGCUAAGCUGUGACUUUAACUUUGUAUCCGAGCAAGAGAAGCGCGCAGCUCAAGAUGCAGCCACUGAAGCGCUGCUGGAAGUGGAGGAGAAGAAGAGGCGCAAGCGGUUUACCAAGAAGCGUAACUGCGUCUCUGCCGGGCCCAUCCUCAUUGCUCUUCGCCAGCAGUCCAAGAGACCCAAGCACCAUGGCCAAGCUGCUUUGCUUUUUGAGCCUGUAACACCCGGAGAAGUCAUCUUGGACACUUACUUGCCGCCCCGGGAGAAGCCUCUAACGAUUAAGCUACCCCCGGUGUUAUCCGAACCCGUAAAGGAGGAGGAGACUGAACUACUUGAGUUUAUAUCGGAGCCCCGUGGGACGCUGAGUACGACCGACGAGGUCUACCCGGAUUCAUCCGACAGCAGCCUCUACGUAUCGGACGAGGAGCAGGAAGACGCCUCUCAGUAUUGCCGUGGUGGUUACCAUCCUGUGGUCAUAGGAGACAUAUUCGACAAUCGGUUUCGCGUGGUGCGCAAACUAGGAUGGGGUCACUUCUCCACCGUCUGGCUGUGCCGCGACCUCAAAGACGAGAAGUACGUCGCUCUUAAGGUGGUGAAGAGUGCCCCGCACUAUAUAGAGACGGCAGCGGACGAGAUCCGACUGUUGGAGGCGAUCCGCGACGCUGACCCGCUGGACGUUAAGCGGGAGCGAAUCGUGCGGCUGAUGAACCACUUCACUGUACGCGGCGUGAACGGGAUGCACACGUGCCUGGUCUUCGAAGCCCUGGGCUGCAGCCUGUACAAGCUCAUCGUGAAGAAUAACUACCAGGGUCUGGCCAUCGCCCAGGUGCGCAACAUUAUCCGGCAGGUGCUCGAAGGACUGGACUACCUGCACGGCAAGUGCAGCAUUAUCCACACGGACAUCAAGCCGGAAAACAUCCUACUUGUAAUCGACAACGCCGCGGCGAUGAAUCAGCAAAUCGACGACGAGAUCAAUAGUCUGCGGGUGAAGGGAGCUGACUUCCCCGACUCGUAUAUCAGCUCCAUCGAGAAGCAAACAAAGUCGCGUGCCAAGUGGCCGCUGAUCGAACCGAAUGGAUCGACCAACACCAACACGAGUAACAGCACAGCGAACAACUCAACUUCGUCGACGCCACUGGCCGCCUUAAUCAUUACAUCGCUGGACAAGGAGGACACCACCACCCCCUCGUCCACGCUCAACUCGAACACCACCUCCUCGCUCGCCUCUAAAUACUCGAGCUUGCUGGGCGACAGCGAGUGCAACGGUGGCCUUGGCGGCGGGGGCGGGCUCGUUAGCGGCGUCGACAGUCCCGUCCUCGGUGGACCCGCUAACCUGAACAAUCGCUACCGAGCCGAGAAGAAAAUCACUGCCAAGCAGUCUUCCAUCGAACUAGAGGACGACGCCGGGUCCGAUACGCAGUGGGAGCAGAGCACUCUGGCCAGCGACACGCCCACCGAUCCCGAGCCCGUGGCCAGUCCCAGCGCGCUCCCGGAGAAGCUGCCCACCCCCAACAACUCCUGCCCCUCGAUCAAAACGAACACCAACAACACCUUGCCCAACUCAAAUACUCCGAGCACGUGCACGACCUUGCCCAACGACCACACCAGCAACUUCACCAACACGAGCACCAACAGCGAGGCAACGUCCACUUCCGCCCUUCCAACUGCAACUCCUGCCUCCACAUCCACACCCGCCUCCGCCUUUGCAUCUGCCACGCCCCCUAGCACCCGCACGUACUCGUUCACGCAUCUAGCGUCAACAACAACAGCUCCAGCUACCACUACAACGACAGCCGCAAGCACUGAGUUGUAUAAUGGCGAUCAUACAACAACUAGCACAUCAACAACAGCCGCAAAUGCGAUCUCCACCGCGCCAACAACAAUUACAACAACAACCACAUCAGCAACCGCAACUGCUAAACUAAAUGUCCAUGCCAAUACCAUUCCUUCGCAGAACCAGAGUCAGAGUAGCCAGACUAAUACCUAUACGAUACAAUCGCUCAUCAACAACAGCAACGUCCGGGUGAAGAUCGCCGACCUGGGCAACGCCUGCUACGACUACCAUCACUUCACCGAGGACAUUCAGACCCGCCAGUACCGUUCGAUCGAGGUGCUGCUGGGAGCGCCGUACAACUAUACCGCCGACAUCUGGAGCACCGCCUGUUUGGCCUUCGAGCUGGCCACGGGUGAUUAUCUAUUUGACCCGCACGCUGGUGAAUCUUACAGUCGCGACGAAGAUCACUUGGCGCAUAUCGUCGAGCUGCUGGGCUCCAUACCGCAGUCAGUGAUCCUGCGGGGCAAGCAUGGACUCAAGUACUUCACCAGCUAUGGCAGCCUGAGAAAUAUCACCAAGCUCAAACCUUGGAGUCUGAUGAACGUGCUGGUGGAGAAGUACGACUGGGAUCCGGUGGAGGCCAAGAAGUUCUCCGACUUUCUUCUGCCAAUGCUUGAAUAUAAUCCAGUCAUACGCGCCUCGGCGGCAGAGUGUCUGCAGCACCCGUGGCUGGAGCAGGAGGAGUUCGUCUAAUAGGGGACGUAGCGCUGCUAGGUAGACAGCACUCUUAAAUAAAGUAGGCUUAACUUUUAUAUGCGAACCAGUUUGUAAUAAACAGGCACUUCAGAGGAAGAUCGGGAAAAGGAAUCUUAGCACUAAAGGACUCGAUAGAUACCAUACCCUAUAAACAUACAAUAUGUAUCGGGACGUUUACGCGUGGAAUUUUUUAAGCUUUUUAAUUUAAAAACACGAUUUUGUACUUGAGAGCUUUAAAAUGUAAUUGCUGAAGAGGCAAUUUUAUUUUUACCGGUAAAUCAAAGGCGGGAAGUUACGAAAAAUAAAAUGUUUUUCAAGUUUUAUUUGGACUACGUGCACAUAAGUUAAUACAAACAUAUAUAUAUUUUAUGAUAUGAGAAUCAAGUGAAACAAAAACAAAAGACAAUGACGACAAUUUUGAAGUCAACAGAUGCCUAAACUGACUGACUGAAAGAAUAACAUUUUCGUGCGAAACCAAUUAAUUCAAAUCCAAACGAAUGAAACGGGCUAAAUAAAUAUAACUAGCAACAUAUUCAGCUGCACAUAAUUAAAGAUAUCUUCUAUAGAUCCAAUAAAAUGAUAUGUGUAUAAUUAAACAAACCUAAUUGUAGAUAUUGAUAAUUUUCAACACGGAUACAAAUCAGAAGUAAACACAGAUGGAAAUUCAAAUACCGACAGCUUUCUAGCAGCGUGUAGUGAUUAUGGUACAUUUAACCAAAACAAUUAUUGUAGACCCCUAAGGCUAUGUUAAACGCGAGCAGAUUAUACAAAUACAUAUUGUUACCUUUCUGUCCGA
This is a messenger RNA of Drosophila kikkawai, 3998 nucleotides long. The record is from RefSeq and is a predicted model, not a curated record. Lineage: Eukaryota; Metazoa; Arthropoda; Insecta; Diptera; Drosophilidae.